Molecule: messenger RNA, 2333 nt
Organism: Pantherophis guttatus
Lineage: Eukaryota; Metazoa; Chordata; Lepidosauria; Squamata; Colubridae
Source: RefSeq, a predicted model, not a curated record
AUGUCUGCAAUCACACCGCCCGCUCCAUUCAACCCAACCGGGGAAGAUUGGGAAGCUUACAUGGAGCGAUUCUAUAUGUUCAUGGAGGCGAACGAUCUGCUGAGCUUAUCAGAGCAGAGGAAGAGGGCCCUUUUCCUCACCCAUUGCGGCCCAGCAGUUUUUAAAAUGGCAAAAGCGCUUGCCGCCCCAGCCGAUCUGAAGACCAUGACCUGGACAACGUUGCAAGAAAUACUCAAGGCACACUACGCACCGCAAGCAUCAUCCCUGGUAAGAAGGUAUGAGUUUUAUUGGAGGGACCAAAGAGAGGGAGAGACAAUCAGUGCGUUCGUGGCGACCUUGCGGGAAAUAGCUGCUGCAUGCGAUUUCCUGAAUCUAGAAGAGGCCAUGAGGGACCGUCUAGUACUGGGACUGAGGGACCUCACGUUACAGAGUAGGUUGCUGGCCCGGCCUCAAAUUACAUUCAAGGAGGCCUUGGAAGAAGCAUCCGCAACCGAAGCUUCCCAGAAAUCGGCGGCGGCUAUGAAGAAAAUGAAAAGCGGGCCGCCCGUAAAGGAGGAGGCGGCCGUGCACUAUGAAAGAGUGGAAUCGGGUUCGGAGGAAGAGGACGAGGAGGAUGAAGUCCAUCACCUCCAAGCCGAUCGCAAGGAGAGACAACAGGGGAAGAGAGAGGCCUGGUGCUCGGGAUGCGAAGGGAACCACCCGAGAGCCGAAUGCAGAUUUCGGGACGCUAUCUGCCAAAGAUGCGAAAAGAAAGGGCACAUAGCGAGGGUCUGCAGGGCAUCCCAGCCAGCCUCAAGGAAGACCAGACCCCCCCGAUCGCCAACAAACAACAGAAAAUUCCAGACAAGUGGGAAGAGACAACCGUUUGGGCGAGGACAAAGAAACGAUGACCAUCGGGCGGAUCGAGGCGAGACCCAUCAAACCAUCGUGAUCAGCCAUGCCAGUGCGGGAAGGGCAAAUAAGAUGGCGGCAACAGUCUUGAUCGAGGGGAGACCCUGCAGAAUGGAGGUGGACUCGGGAUCCAGCCUAUCGAUGCUAUCCUGGAGAACAAUCAAGAAGCUCCUGCCACACAUCACAGCCCGCGACCUCAAACGACAGCGCCUCACCCUCAUCGACUACCAAGGGAACCGAAUUCCUGUGGUAGGCAUUGGCAAGUUCAACGUAGCCUACAAGACAUUCAAAGCCACGCUACCCCUCACGAUUGUGGACAGAGACCGGCCCAGCCUGCUGGGCAUGGAGUGGUUCGAGCCAUUGGGGCUAGCCAUCACCGGCGUCGAUCACAUCGGAAACGACACCUGGGAGGAGGACCUGAUGAGGGAGUUCGCAGAGGUCUUUAACAACGAGCUAGGCAAGUACAAAGGGUCCCCAAUCUCAUUCAAUUUAGACCCCCAGGUAGCCCCAAUCCGAAUCAAACCCCGGAGAGUCCCUUUUGCGCUACAGCCAAAAAUAGACGAACAAUUAGAUAAACUGGUCGCGCAGGGAGUGUUAGAGCCAAUAGACCACGCGAGAUGGGAAACCCCCAUCGUGACACCGAUUAAACCGGACGGGUCAGUACGCUUGUGCGGAGACUAUAAAAGUACAUUAAAUAAGGCGCUCCAACAAAGCGCAUACCCUGUACCAGUAGACCAACACCUCUUGCAUUCCUUGGGGAGGGGAAGAAUCUUCGCAAAAUUGGAUUUAGCACAAGCAUACCAGCAGCUGCCCGUAGAUGAAGCCACCGCGGAAGCACAAACCAUCGUUACACACAGGGGCGCAUUCAAAUGUAAGAGACUGCAAUUUGGGGUGAGUGUAGCGCCCGGGUUUUUCCAAAGCCUGAUGGAACGACUCCUACAGGGAAUCGAGGGAGUCGUCCCAUAUUUCGACGAUGUAUUAAUAUCAGCAAGGGACACGACUCAAUUGAAGCAGCGGCUGAGGGAGGUGCUGACAAGGUUCCAGAAAGUGGGACUCAAAGUUAAAAGGGACAAGUGCCAACUAGCAGAGACUCAGGUCGAGUUCCUGGGAUACUUGAUAGAUGAGUCGGGAAUUAGACCCACCCCCGGGAAGCUGAGAGCGAUCAAGGAAGCACCCCCCCCCAAAAAAAUAAAACCAAACUGCAGGCAUUUUUGGGGUUGCUUAACUUUUAUAAUAUCUUCCUACCGCAGAAAGCUACCACUGCUGAACCACUCCACCGGCUACUGGACAGGAAGGCAGAAUGGAAAUGGGGGGAGCGAGAGAGGAAAGCGUUCGAAGACAUAAAGAACCUUUUAACGUCAGACAGAGUUUUAGUGCAAUACAGCGGGACAUUACCCAUAAGACUAACUUGCGAUGCAUCCCCCUUCGGCAUCGGAGCUGUA